AUGACCGCCGAGCGAUGGCUCCCUCCGGCCGCCUUGCUGUCCCUGCUCGGCCCUAUCGUCCUCCUCCGCGCCGCCAAAGGCCUCUUCUCUACCGGUCUAUUUCUUCUCCAACCCUCUUCCCCCCCAGGCGGGGAACCGAGGCGGAUAGGGGCAUAUGAGAAGAUCAUGCCGAUCCCCCAUCAUAUCGCCCCUUGA
Molecule: messenger RNA, 195 nt
Organism: Puccinia triticina
Lineage: Eukaryota; Fungi; Basidiomycota; Pucciniomycetes; Pucciniales; Pucciniaceae
Exons: 2
Coding region: 1-195 (64 amino acids)
Source: RefSeq, a predicted model, not a curated record